GUUUCGGACGUUGUUUCUUCGGCUUUGCUCUCUCUCUCGUUUUUACUUGUAUCCCUUGCUCUCUCCGUCGCUUAAUCGCCGAUCGCAACGGAAUGGAUACUGGCUGCCUUCUAAGCGUCGAGCCUCAGGAGCUUCAAUUUCCAUUUGAAGUGAAGAAGCAGAUCUCUUGUUCCCUACUGCUGUUAAAUAAGAGCGAGAAUUAUGUGGCUUUCAAGGUUAUGACGACGAAUCCGAAAAAGUACUGUGUUAGGCCUAAUGUUGGGGUUGUCUCGCCAAGGUCCACUUGUGAUGUUACAGUUACAAUGCAAGCACAAAAGAAGGCGCCUCCUAAUAUGCAAUGCAAGGACAAGUUUUUAGUUCAGAGUGUAGUUGCAAGCCGUAAAGCUGCCGCAAAGGAUGUCAAUGCAGAGAUGUUCAAUAAAGAGGCAGGGCAUCUUGUUGAAGAGUGCAAAUUGAAGGUUGUUUAUGUUGCUUCUCCUGGACCACCAUCACCAGUUCGAGAAGGGUCAGAGGAAGGUUCUUCACCCAGAGCUUCUGUGUCCGACGAUGGGAGUCUAAGCGCCUCUGUACAAUCCGGCCUGGAGGUUGAUCCGACGAAGGGAUCGAGCGAAUGGCUUUUGACGGCUUUUCCCUCUGGAAUGUCUAGUAAUAUUGGACCAACGCAAUAUAGUUAUGAACAACUAUCAAAAGCAACUGGUCAUUUCUCCAACGACUACAUCCUUGGCCAGGGUGGUUUUGGUCAAGUCUUUAAGGGUGCCCUACAUGGUGAAAUCCUUGCUAUUAAGAAACUUAACUAUUUCCAAGAACAGACCAGAGAAGAAUUGGUUCAUGAGAUUGCGAUCAUUAACAGUGUCCGUCACUGUAAUCUUGUUAAGCUGCUUGGCUACUGCAUUGAAGGAGCCAAUGCAUUGCUUGUUUUAGAGUAUUGUCUCAAUAAAUCCUUGAGAUUUCAUUUACAUGGAGGAGGAAAGGAGAUUUUGGAUUGGCCAACAAGAAGGAAAAUUGCCAUAGGCUCUGCAAAAGGAUUGGAAUAUCUGCAUGAGCACUCAUCUCCCAAGAUUAUUCACAGAGAUAUCAAACCAGAUAACAUUCUUCUCGAUAUUAAUUUUGAACCAAAGAUUGCCGAUUUUGGACUUGCCUUAUUUUUUCCAGAUACUGUUACUCAUCUCUCAAGAUCAAUUGCGGGAACUGAAGUUUAUAUAGAUCCAGAGCAUUCCGGAAGGAUAUCUAGUAAGUCAGAUGUUUAUUCUUUUGGCGUGGUGCUUCUAGAACUUAUCACUGGAAGAAAACCUAAAUAUCAAGGCAUUGACAUCGUUAGUUGGGCAAAAACUCGAAUUACACAAGCUUUGAAUGGACAAUAUAUAGACUUUGUUGAUUCAAAUUUGCAAAGCUAUGAUAGAAGUGAAAUGGAAUGGAUGAUUUCUUGCACUGCAGCUUGUGUUUAUAAUCCUUUUAAGUCUCGCCCGCAAAUGAAAGAGGUAGUUCGAGUUCUUGAAGGAUAUAGUCCUGCAAAGGAUAAGGCUGGAACUCUGUUUAUUGGAUGAGCGGUCUCAAGUUCACGACCCGAACAUCUUUUCUCACCAAGCAACCUAUCAUUUCCCUCAUUCUUUUUGACUUAAGAUUGUUUUAAAUCUAGUUAUUAAGUGGAUGAACAAUCGAAUGGUUUGGCAUCUGAGAGUUUUAGCAUGAAAUUAAUGGUCUUAUGAAUUUAGCAUAUGGUUGGAGUUUUUGAAAAAUACUCUUGUAUUGUGUGUUACGUCUGCAGAUUCUUGGCUAUAUGUCUAGUUCUCCCAUGCAUGCUAAGAACUUUGUAAAAAUUCAUCUAGAUUUGAUUUUCUUUUAA
Molecule: messenger RNA, 1843 nt
Organism: Hevea brasiliensis (rubber tree)
Lineage: Eukaryota; Viridiplantae; Streptophyta; Magnoliopsida; Malpighiales; Euphorbiaceae
Product: proline-rich receptor-like protein kinase PERK3
Exons: 13
Coding region: 93-1544 (483 amino acids)
Biological process (GO): protein phosphorylation
Molecular function (GO): protein kinase activity; ATP binding
Source: RefSeq, a predicted model, not a curated record